Messenger RNA from Octopus sinensis (East Asian common octopus), 7413 nucleotides. Its product is annotated as kinetochore-associated protein 1. NCBI's taxonomy places the organism in Eukaryota, Metazoa, Mollusca, Cephalopoda, Octopoda, Octopodidae. The transcript is spliced from 61 exons. Gene Ontology annotation, molecular function: small GTPase binding. The record is from RefSeq and is a predicted model, not a curated record. Gene Ontology annotation, cellular component: RZZ complex; cytoplasm; kinetochore microtubule. Gene Ontology annotation, biological process: mitotic sister chromatid segregation; protein localization to kinetochore involved in kinetochore assembly; mitotic spindle assembly checkpoint signaling. The coding region runs from base 109 to 6591 and encodes 2160 amino acids.
GGCCAUCGUAGUCUGCAAAUUCUCGUUAGAUUCUCGUUUAUAGUGACGAGACUUUGCCGCGACUUGAAUGUGGCGGGAUUCUUGAAGAUCAACAAUUGAUGUCAAUCGAUGAAAAUGUCGAGUUGGGAUGAGUUACACUCUGCAUUUGGUGCAGAUGAAACUAUAAACUUUGGACCCCGUUAUGAGACUGGUACUGCUCUGUACCAAGUUAAUACAUUUGCGACACUAUCAUCCGGCAGCAAUGAGGAUAGUGAAUCAUAUCCUCACGUGGUGUCUGAAGAGUUGGGUGAUUUAUUUUGUGUUGCUGUCAACAACAAUUUGUUUCUCUUUGUGGACUGCCAGUUUACCACGUCUCUGAAGUUUGACGUCUUCGUUGAUGCUUUGAGAUAUUGUCCCGAUGGUUCUUUUCUGAUUGUUGGGGACAAAAAAGGUAUUAUCUACAUUGUCGACACAGACAGCUCGGAGAUCAUCUUUACAUUUAACCUUCUAGCUGGUAAGAAGAUAUCUGGAGAUCAUGCUUUUAGAAAAAUAAUAGUAAAAGAAAAUACAGACUGUCAAUGGAACCUGCUUAUUUUAUUAUCUACCGGUGAACUGUUGAUCUUUAAAGACCUCAACAAAGAUUUCUUUGCUUCUGGAGAAGACCUUGCAAGCAAACUUUACAAGAAAUUGGCUUUCCGUUCUGAAACCUCUGAAAUACAUCAAAAUGGUGCCACAGAUGUAAUUGUAGCAAAUAAGAAUAUUAUUACAGCAGGCAAUGGUACAACUGUUUUAGCCAGAUGGAUUUGGAAAGACGACAAAUUGAAAAUAACUGACGAAGUGGAAAAUGCACUGCUAAACAAUGUUGGUAUUAAGUCUAUUCAGACAACGUUGAAUGGGAAAUAUCUCUUCGUUCUUGAUAAAAAUGAAACUCUGAGCCUGUGGGAUGCCACUUCUUUGAUUCUUUUAGAAACUUUCUCAAACUUGGCUGUGAAAGGAUUCAACAUUCUUGAUACAAGUACUUUAUCAAGCUCAAGCCUCAAAAAUAUUCGACUUGUUAUACUGAAGAAAGAGAAACCCGGGGAAACGUUUCUAGAAGUACGACAGCUGCCUGAUUUUGAAUGUAUCUACCAAUUAAAACUAGGUGCAGUCGUUGAGCUCACUCAAUCAAAUCCUACCCAGGAGAAUUUGAAUAUUGUCGAAGGCUGUACAGAUCUGAUAAGUCCUGAGAGUUUUGAAUCCUUGCGAUUUCGUGUCAUAACAGAAAGUGAUGCAGAAACGCGGUUUCAGACUUUACUUCGUAAGAUGCGCUUUGAAGAAGCCAAGAAUUUUGCUGAACAGUAUGGCCUUGACAUACAGUCUCUCCACAAAGCUCAUUUAAGGCAUAUUUUAUAUAUGCUGUCUCCAUGGAGAGAAGACACUGUUGACAAUAAAAAAGAACUAACGAAUAAACUAUGGCUCCUUCUCAAGCUUGUUAAAGAUGACCAUUUUGUUGUGCAACAUUGCCUCUCUACAAGUUUGACCACUUUCUCAGACACACACAAAUUACUAGAGUACAUCAAGUUACGGUUGACCAACAAAGCAGCCAACGAAAAGACAGAAUUAGACAACACUCUCUUAAAUAAAGUGAAGCAGGUGCUCUUUCGUUUCUACACUUUCUGUUUUGCACUUGGUCGUAAAUAUUACAAAGCAGAAGUAUGGGAAGAGUUCAAGAAGGCCGAUUUCUUUCACAAAAUAAUCAACUCUUUCCGUGACAAAUUACUUCAUGUUGCAUUUACAAUUUGGAGAAGGCACCAUCAUGAAAUUGUGAAGCUGCAUUCUAUUGACUCCCUGGAACUGUUGCUAAACAGUGUACCACUCCAUGUCAGCAUCACCCAGCUGCAGGCAUGGUUACUGGAAGAUUUCAUCCCGUACGUUAUCAGACUGAUGCCACGUAGUUUGAAUGUGCUCACGUCCUGGAUCAUCCUGAAAAUAAAAAACAUGGAAAUUUAUGAGAAGGCUGAAUGGCCAUCAAAUGCUCUGUGUGUGAUGGAAACUUUCUACAAGAAGUUUACCAGUUUGUUAAACGUGUCCUCUGACCAGUACAUGUCAACACCUUCUGAGACAGCUCUAAAGACAUACACCAACGUCAGGAUAACUUUAACCCCGCUGAUCAACUUAAUCACUGUGUACCGCCAGCUGGAAAGCCUUUAUACCAAGUACAACUUUAAAAUGACAGCUGCAGGUUUUGCACAGGAAACUACUGAGUCGGUUGUCUUUCGGAUGCUGGAUCGCUUGGUGGCCAUAGAAUUGAUGGACAAAACCCUCAAGGAAGUUAUCCACCCGUAUAUAAAAGAAUACCAACUCAAUGAGGAUGACAUAUUCUGCAAAUAUAUUAGAGAUCUUCUAGAACGAACUCACUGCGUCAACUAUCUUGGCCAUGCACAUUGGGAAUCGAAAGCUUUGGCUGUCAUCGGUUAUAUUUCUGAUGUAAAAUUAAAGAUUUCUGCUGUGCUGGAAGUCAUUAAAUGGGCACCAAUUCCAUGGUCUGAUGGUAUUCGCACACUAGUAGACAAUACUACCAAACUAAGGCAACCAGAAGUAGAGUCCAUUAAAAUACAUGCCAAGCUUGUGGAGCUGAAGUUGCGUCUUGCAAGAUAUGAUCUGAAAGGAAUCGAUGUUCCCACUCCAAACACAGAAGAAGCUCUGCAAUUCGCCAAAUACAUUCUCCGCAGAGAUCUGCCUGAAAGUAUGGAUGAUGCUCUACAUAUUUUGAAACCAGCUGACAACUGUAUGAAAAGAGAGCUCUAUGUUUUCCGCUUGAGACAGUAUAUGGUGAAAGAUAAGUUGAAAGAAUGCUUUGAUCUGCUGAAGUCUCUGGAACCAGAAUUGUCCAAAUCUUGUGCUCAACGGCUCUUGGACUACUGUAUUAUUGAUUUGGAUGAAGAACCGAUUUUUGAUGAGGCGAAGACAAACCAAAGCAAAAAAUUGGCCAUUGCAACUGGAAAAUGUUUGAUUGAAUGCCUAAAACUGCUCACAACAGAUUUCCUUGAAACGGAGACUCUUGCUGAGCUUAAAAAAGAUUUCGGGCAUCUACAAUCUCUGCAAGUUGAGUUUCACUUGUAUCCCUCCUUUCACAAAUUUCAAAAGCCUCAUUUCAGAGAGAUGAUAUUGUGGGAUUACAUCAACACAACUCUACCAGAAUUUAACAUGGAACCUGAAAUGGAAUGCAGGUUGUGCAGACUUGCUGAUAUCUUGAAAAUUCCUCAAAUAGACUUCCUUUCCCAAAUGAUCAUGAAGGCAUUUCAGGGGAAAAAUAAUAAAGUCUUCCUUCACCUAUGCAAGAAACUUCUAGAGUGUGAAGUCUGUCCUAUAACAGCCGAGACCCUUUAUGAUCUGUGCAUGUACCUACUGGAAAACUUAGCUGACACUGAAUCUGAUGGAGAGGAUUUUGAAAAAGAGAAUGUGCAGGAUGAGUACAAUUUACCUGCCAUGAUUUACAGACUAAUCAGCUUAGCUCUAACUUACUGCCAUCCAACUUCUCUCACCAAAUUCGUCCACUUAGCAAAGACUGCCCGACUUGCUGCAGCAGCAAUUCAACAAACCUACAUGGUUGAGGACAUGUCUCUACCACAUGCCUUGAAUAAAGACAAUGCUGCCACCUCAGACUAUUGCAAAUGGAGUUUAAUUCCUGAGUUUAAAGAAAAUUGUUUCAUUAUGGAGUCAUCUGCCCUUGUCCCUUUGAUUGCAAAUUCUGUUCAACUUGAUCCACUUCUAAAGAAGAGAUUCAUUCCCCCUACACCUCCUGCUAGUGACACCGAGUCCGCAGAGGCUGCUGAUAAUUAUAUGAAAGAGUACUACAGUAAGGUGCUACAAGAGUAUACCAAUACAAUACCACCGUUAGUGGACUAUCUCAAACUUAACCGCAACUUGGAACUUGUCUACCAAUAUUCUAUGCAUUCCUUCUUUACUAUUGUGGAAUAUUCCGUCUGCUACACUGCUGAUGUCACGUUAAUUAAGCAGGGGAGUCAUGAUAUCAAAGACAUAAUGAUGAAAUAUCUAAACCAAAUCAAAGGCACAAGUCAACAUAAGGAAUUGGUGAUCCAUCUCCUUCAGAAGGUGUUCAGCCAACGUAAUGUGGACCACAGGUACGCUCUUGGUUUGGCCUGGAGUCUCCCGAAGAAUAUUUUGAGUGUUUUGAAGAAAAUGCGAAAAGAUUUCAAUUACCGAGGACAAAUGGCCAUGGCUAAAGUAGGAAAUGCUUUGGCUGUCCUUCACAAAGAACAUGAUGAGAUUGCAAAGUGUACAGAACUUGAAACCAGUGCGUACUGGGGGUAUCAGCUUGGAAAAUACAAGAUAUGUUUCAAAGAUGCGUUCCAUGGCCCACUAAAUGAGAAAUACAAAGUUCUACAGCAAAUGGUAGGCUGCAGUGCCAUUGAUACUGAAGUCAUCAAAAAGUUCUGCAAAGAUUUCGAAAUUGAGGAAACUGAUGGCUUGCUGUUGUCCUUGAAAUAUUUAAUCAAGAACAUUUCUGCCUCCUAUACACAGUUGUCUACCUUCAGCGCUUCCCAUCAUCACCACCAGCUGACAAGAGUGCUUAAAAUUAUACGAAGCGUGAAAUCAAAAUCAAGACUUUUUAAAGAACUCACACAAUUGAUUAAUUUGGUCAAUACGUAUGACUACGAAACUCUGUCGCUGGUUCUUGAUGAAGCCUUCAAGAUUGAGGAGAAUUCCUUCCUUGAUAAGUGUAAAAAAGUGCUGGACUGGUUGAAGAAUUACAAGAGAGCAGCUCCCAUUUCUGACUAUGAACUGCAUUUCUGCACAGAAGGAAUUCAGGAGAAUCUUCAAUAUGUUAUUGAGUGCUUACCAUCAAGCAGUGCAACAAGACUGGCCUUUCACUCCCUCUUUGGUGAACCUUGGCAUAUUAUUUCCAAGGAACUUGAUGUCAAUAACGUUCAUGAAUGGUUACUUCUGUCACACAUCCUGAAGCUCUCCCCAGAUCAAUUGCAUGCAGUUGCCCUUCAAAACACCAUCAAGGUUUAUGUGUCAUCUUUAGGGGACAGCAAAAAUGCCAAUACUCUCAAGGAGAAGAGUAGAUGGGAUCCUGAUGAAAUAAACAAAGACAUGAUGGACACAGUUAAAAAUAUUCUUACAAAAAUUCAAGACUUGGAAUCCACCUCAGCCCUAGCUACCUACAUCAUGAAAGAACUGCCUAUUGGGGCUGAGAAAGUAUUGGCUCUCAAGUUCUGUGUUUCUUUUACUGAGGAAUGGCUUCAGGCAGAAAAAGAUCCCUCAAAUUACAAGAAGGCCAAAACUGCUUACCUCAAAUUUAAGAGUCUCUAUGAAAGAUUAGCCAAUAAACAAGUGUUGUUCCUCUACAAACUGGCCACCCCUGAAUUACUUGAUUUGUGCUGUGAACCUGAGAAGUUGAUAACUGAACUCUAUCAACAUCCAUCGAUUUUGGACUCUACUUUACCUGAGCAUCUACGUCCUGAUAUCAACGGCAUGGCAGAACAGAUAGCAUCCAUCCACCAGUUGACCAUUGAAGAUCUGAAGGUCAGUUUAGUCUGUGAAUGGUUAGAAACUAACAAGACCGAAGAUGUUGAUAUGACAAUGACACUUGGUUUUGGUAACAUUCAUCUCCUGGAACACGACAACAAACAACUAGACGGUGACAAUUUUAAACGUGUUGCAUACAUCCUCAGGAGUGGAGACAUAAAGCACAAUAUAGCCUUUCUACUUGGUUACUCUGGAAAGCCUAAAAACUCAGUAUCAAUGUCAAGUGUGUGCCAACUUAAGGCCCUCCUCUGUAUGUUUGACGUGGCAUCAAUAGAGGAAAUUACCAAAACCACAUCCAUGACUCUUGAAGAGAUCAGGAGAUUAAUUCAAAACCAGCUGUAUAUUGUCAACCUGGAGAAAUUGAAUAUUGGCAUGACUCCCAAGGGUUUUGAAGACUGCAACAAGGAAAAACUUGCUAAAAGCAUUUGGAAGAAUCAGAGCAAUGGCAAAAUGGCUCAGGAAGCGGCCAUUAUAGUUAGUUCCUUGUGCUUUGAUUACAAAAUUUACAGCUUUACUAUGUGGGAAGCUAUCCUUGCCAAAAUGAAAAAUCUAAAUAUGAUGAAAGAGCUUGAAUAUAUUCUACUGCGUAUUAUUGAGAUCCCAUCACUUGAUGUGCUACCAUCGUUGCCUUCAGCCUGGCAAACCAUCAUUGUUUCCAUUUUGAAUAAAUCCUCUGUUAAUACUGAUGAGGAACGAGAUGAAUGCCUACAUGCUUUCAAUCUAAUUCAAAGAUGUCCUGAUGUCCUGUCUUUGGACCUUGAUCUACUUGCCAAGCAUUUCCACCGUUUAGGGCUUCCUGUCUGCGCCAUUUCUUGCCUCCUCAUGUCGGCUGUCCUUAACAACAAAUUACUUCAGAGCAUUCUUUCUAUUGGUGCCAAGAAGCUGUUCGAUUCUUUCCUAUUAACAAGAACCAAAUGUAUUGCUUCUGCCAUUUCUUAUGAGGUCAUGCUGUUGAUUUUCCAGUUAAUAAUGGAAGAAAACUUGAGUCACAUUGUGGAGAAGUCUCCUUAUAAAGAUGCCUAUCAUGAAUACGUCCAACUGAAUCAGAAUGGUCUGGAGAAUGGCAUAAGUCAUUGAAGGCUUUCUUGAGUGAAGUUUGUCUUGUCUCUCGUCUUUCAACAGGCGUUUGUAUGUUUUGUUAGAACAAGUGUGUUGGUGUAUGUGUAAUGUAUUUCCUAUAAGAACAAGUUGAAGAAAUUGGAUCAAAUUUGAACCAAGAAUCUCUGGUUGGUGUGCAUGUACUGAUUAUGUAUAUAUGUGUGUGUAUGUGUAUAUAUGUCAGUAUCUUUUGAACUGCUCAGUAGGGGGAACAUAAACUAACCAGCACCAAUUCUCAGGUGGUAAUGGACUGAGGCACACACACACAUGUGUAUGUAUGUGUGUGCCUCAGUCCAUUACCAUUAAUAUUGCUGUAAUUAAGAGUUCCAAACAGUUCAUCUUCAAGGUUUGUGAUGUCAAGGGAUGAGUGAUGGGGAGAAAGUCUGAGAGAAGUAUGUGCCUUCAUAUUUGUUUUGUAUCCCCUGUCAAUUAUUCCAACAGAGAGAAAUCAAAUCUCUUAUCUUUCCUUUCCCUUUUUCUUAUCAUCUCAACCCUGAAGAGUUUCUUUGAAACAUCAGAAAUUCCAUUUUCUGAGGUAAUAUUAUUUUACUUUUCCUAUCUAUGUGUGCAUAAGCAUGUGUGUGUGUGACCCUUUCCCCCUCCCCUUCUUUAUAUUCUCAUUAUUAUAUCUGCCUGUCAAAUCUGAUUCUUGUUUCUGUAUCUGCUUGUCAGUCUCCCUUGAGCGGAAUUGUUUAAAAACCUACUUUUCUCAUUUUCCUUUGAAGAACUGUCAGAGUGAAAACUGGUUGGAAAUCAAUGUAAAAAUAUUUAAUAUAUCUGAAUAAAAUAUGAAAUCUAUUA